Chaetura pelagica (chimney swift) is the source of this 1023-nucleotide messenger RNA. It is a transcript of the gene BIRC7, whose product is annotated as baculoviral IAP repeat containing 7. Gene Ontology annotation, biological process: positive regulation of protein ubiquitination; regulation of cell cycle; negative regulation of apoptotic process. The record is from RefSeq and is a predicted model, not a curated record. The transcript has 6 exons. Bases 1 to 1023 code for a protein of 340 amino acids. Gene Ontology annotation, molecular function: ubiquitin protein ligase activity; cysteine-type endopeptidase inhibitor activity involved in apoptotic process. NCBI's taxonomy places the organism in Eukaryota, Metazoa, Chordata, Aves, Apodiformes, Apodidae. Gene Ontology annotation, cellular component: nucleus; cytoplasm.
AUGGGGGACAUGACACCAGCAGAGGAGACUGAGCUCAGGGCUGCUGGCUGCCACUUGUUUGAAUCCAGUAUGAGGAGUGAAGCUAGAAGACUAGGGACUUUCUGGCAAUGGCCAAGUACUUCACCUGUGUCUGCCCGGGAUUUGGUCAAGGCUGGAUUUUUCUUUGUGGGUCCAAGAGAUGAAGUACAGUGUUUCUGCUGUGGUGGUGUCCUGAAGGACUGGGCACCUGGUGAUUGUCCAGUAGCAGAGCAUCUGAAGUUCUUUCCUUCCUGUAAAUUCAUUUGUGGUGAGGAUGUUGGGAACCAAGAGAUGCUUCCUGUUCAGGAAAACUCUGACACUGUGGAUGGGCAGUUCCUCAGUCUUUUGCCAGGGAUUGACAGUGAGGAGACAGCCCUGCCUGAUGAGCCAGAAUACCCAGACAUGGUAACGGAGGAGAUGAGACUGACUACAUUUCAGAACUGGCCACAGGACUCUGACAUGCGUCCUGAGCAGCUGGCCAGAGCAGGAUUCUUUUACACUGGACAAGAUGAUCUAGUGAGGUGUUUUUACUGUGAUGGACCUCUGUGUGACUGGUCACUUGGAGAGGAUCCUUGGAGGGAACAUGCCAAAUGGUACCCAGGGUGUGAAUUUAUACGGCAGUCAAGGGGGAGAGAAUUUGUUAGCAGUGUCCAGGAUUCCUCUUCUAGGACUACGUUAUCUCCAAGAGAUUCCGGGGAUCAGACUGAACAAGACAACUCUGUUUUCCUAGAUGCUGAUCAGAGAGAGACUGAACCAUCAAGUUCAAGAGAAGAAAUGCAUUCCAUGGAACAAAAGGAAUCAGAUGAGUCUCGGAUGAGCACAGAAGAACAGCUCCGACGCCUCCAAGAGGAACGGAUGUGCAAAGUGUGCAUGGGCAGAGAUGUGUCUGUUGUGUUUGUGCCUUGUGGCCACCUGGUUGCUUGUGGAGAAUGUGCCCUCAAUUUGAGAUCUUGUCCUAUCUGCAGAGCAGUCAUCCAGGAAAGUGUGAGGACUUUCAUGUCCUGA